AUAUGUCUGAUAUGGUUUAAACAUUUUCAAUUCAUUCAAAUAAGCAUCGGAGGUUGACAUAAUGUAAUUAACUUAGUACCUAGAAAUAGCAGAAGGGAUUAUUGAUGAAGGGAGUCACAAUUCGUAAUAAUAUGAAUCUUAAGUUAUGGUUAAAUGAAGUAAUGAACAGGAAGGAGAUUGACUUGAAAUUGGGGAAAUUAAAUAUAGAUUCUCAAAGACAUGAUAAAUAGUUGAAAUAUCAGAAUGAUGUUAUAUUGCCUAGUAUAUUUCGGGAUGUGGAGGACAGUCAAAUGUUUCCCAUGAUUUGUUUUCAAAAAAGUACAGAUUAUUAAUUUUAAAAGGAACCUGCAGAUAAUUGAUGAGAGAAAGUAAAAUUAUGAUAAUACUUUAGUCAGAUUUGAAGAAAAUGUGACGUCAUUGUUACCAAGUGAUAAAAGGAAUUCUAUCUUAUACGGUUUACUAAGAGAAUUGAUGUAUGAAAUAGAGUUUCGAGAAUAAAAUAUAUUGAUAUGCCAACACAGGAUUACUAAAGUGUUUUACAUUUACUUCACAGAUUGUUUGGUCUGUCCAAUAUCCAAGUGUUGUUAUACAUCUGUGGUUUUUGUAAUGGGAUAGAUAUUUGGAGGUUAAAUAAGAUGCAAUAAUGAGAACUGUCCAAUCCAGAUUCUAGUGACCUUUGAUAUACAAGAAGAACUCUUAUGGAAAAAAAACAAGGUUGAUUUAAGUAAUAGGUUUUCCAAAUAUAUAAUAAGUGGGAAAUUCAGAACUAACAGUUUAAAAACUUCAAUUCAGCCCACAGAUGUCUCAAAGUCCAAUCAACAAUACAAUCUUAAUAUGAAUAGUCAAAUUAGUCAAACCGAAAGAGUUCAAAGCAAAGUAAAUCUAUCUCAAUUAAGUAAUUACGAAAAAUAAAGAAGAUAAAAGUAAAGUUUAAAUAAGAAUGCAUAUUACAGUGACUAUUAAAAUUUAUGUUUAAAAUGA
Messenger RNA from Paramecium octaurelia, 981 nucleotides. Lineage: Eukaryota; Ciliophora; Oligohymenophorea; Peniculida; Parameciidae. The record is from the annotation of a GenBank genome assembly.